Molecule: messenger RNA, 2147 nt
Organism: Frankliniella occidentalis (western flower thrips)
Lineage: Eukaryota; Metazoa; Arthropoda; Insecta; Thysanoptera; Thripidae
Product: neurogenic locus notch homolog protein 4-like
Exons: 3
Molecular function (GO): calcium ion binding
Source: RefSeq, a predicted model, not a curated record
CCUCUGUGUACAGCUACUUACAAACUAAUAAUGCUUGCUUCCGAGCUUAAAGCUGCUCUUUUUAACUAACAUAUUUUUAACUUUUUUUUUGUUUUCAAUACGAAACAAAAAAUAAACAUACAAGAAACAUGACUAACAUCUCUACACUCUAGCUGUGAAUUACUGUAUUUUCCUCUUUGGGCUGUGUGUGUUUCAUGUGGUGUGCCUUCCUAUGUGUGUGACCUUCCCUCUCGUCUUCCAGCUGCGCCCGUGCUCCAGGAGGCACUGAGCCCGUGCGAGCCUUCGCCCUGCGGCGCUAACGCCCUGUGCAGGGAGCGCGGGGGCGCGGGCUCGUGCGUGUGCCUGCCUGAGUACAUCGGCAACCCUUACGAGGGCUGUCGGCCCGAGUGCAUCGUCAACUCGGACUGUGCGCCGAGCCUGGCCUGUGUCCGCAACAAGUGUCAGGACCCUUGCCCGGGCACAUGCGGCCAGAACGCCGACUGUCAUGUUGUCAACCACCUUCCGACCUGUACGUGUCGACCGGGUUACACCGGCGACCCCUUCUCUUUCUGCCGUCCCGAGCCUGUUCAAUGUAAGCUGUCGCUCUUCUAUUUUUAUUCUUGAUUUUAUUUUUCCCUCUUGUGUUUUCCACUCCCCUUUUCGUUUUUUCGUUUUUCCGUUUCUGUGUUUCUCCCUCUUUGUGGCGAUCACAGCAUGAGGAUCAUUCAUCUCUGUUGCGCAUGAGCUGCAUGCCUGACUCUCUUUCUCUUCUUUCCCCUACUCGCCUCCCUACAGCCGUGGCGGUGCUAGAGGAGCCCGUCAACCCUUGCCGGCCCUCGCCGUGCGGGCCCAACAGUCAGUGCAGGGAGGUUAACGGACAGGCCGUGUGCUCUUGCCUCCCGACGUUCGUAGGCAGCCCACCGGCUUGCCGACCGGAGUGCACUGUGAGCGCCGAAUGCACACAGACCAUGGCCUGCAUUGGCAUGAAGUGCGUCAACCCCUGCCCGGGGCCAUGCGCACAGAACGCCAGAUGCUAUGUCCGGAAUCACAGUCCGAUAUGUUCAUGCCCGGCCGGAUACACCGGAGACCCAUUCUCACGAUGCUCUCCUAUACCACCACCACCGCCAGUGUUUGCGGAGCCCGUACACGUGGACCCGUGCGUGCCGUCCCCCUGCGGGUCGAACGCAGAGUGCCGACGCGUGGGCGACUCACCCUCCUGCUCGUGCAGGCCCGGCUACUUCGGAUCGCCGCCCAACUGCAGGCCGGAGUGCACAAUAAACUCCGAGUGCGCCAGCAACCUGGCGUGCAUGCAGCUCAAGUGCAGAGACCCGUGCCCAGGCUCAUGUGGCGCAAACGCGCAGUGCACCGUGAUCACACACGUACCGGUCUGCACGUGCGUGGAGGGCUACACUGGCGACCCAUUCGUCAGCUGCCACCCCAAGCCACCGCCUCAGGCCGAGCCGAUCGAAACCGACCCUUGCAACCCUUCACCCUGCGGACCCAACGCUCAAUGCCGCGACGGCAUAUGCACCUGCCUUCCAGAGUACCAGGGUGACCCGUACCGCGGCUGUCGCCCGGAGUGCAUCAUGAGCUCAGAGUGUCCGAGGAACAAGGCUUGUAUGAGAUACAAGUGCAAGGAUCCGUGCCCAGGCACAUGCGGCCAGGGAGCGCUGUGCGAGGUCAUCAACCACAUCCCCACCUGCACCUGCCCACCGGGAACCGAAGGAAGUCCGUUUGUAUCCUGCAGGCCGGUGCAGCAGGAGCCCGUGUACACGAACCCCUGCAGCCCGUCGCCCUGUGGGCCGAACAGCCAGUGCCGCGAAGUCAACGGCCAGGCCGUGUGCUCGUGCGUUCCCGGCUACAUCGGCAGCCCGCCCACCUGCAGGCCCGAGUGUGUGGUGAACGCCGAGUGCCCGCUCAACCAGGCCUGCAGCAACCAGAAGUGCAGGGACCCUUGCCCCGGCACAUGCGGUGUCGGCGCGAGGUGCAACGUGGUGAAUCACAAUCCUAUCUGCUCGUGCCCAUCCGGUUAUACUGGAGACCCGUUCAUCAGAUGUCAUCUGAAACCACCAGAACCGACAUCCGCUCCUACUCUGCCAUGCCAACCGUCGCCGUGCGGAGCCAACGCCGAGUGCCGAGUGGCGGGCGAUCAGCCGUCAUGUUCAUGC